Messenger RNA from Aphanomyces invadans, 543 nucleotides. RefSeq lists its product as hypothetical. The transcript has 2 exons. Lineage: Eukaryota; Oomycota; Saprolegniomycetes; Saprolegniales; Verrucalvaceae. Bases 171 to 497 code for a protein of 108 amino acids. The record is from RefSeq and is a predicted model, not a curated record.
CCGGCGGCGAUGAGUUCCCGAGCAUAGUCCAUUCGGCAUGGACCUAUGGGGGGUGAUGUGUAGAUAGCGGCAGAGAACGCGAGGAGCGGCGAUCGCGAUCGAAAGAGAGAUCUUCCCGAGAAAAUCGACCGAGGUCGUCGUCGUUGUGUUCGGAUGAUUUGUCCAAGAGAAUGGCAAAGAAGUCCUCGAAGAAGCAUCGUCGACAGCGGCAUCGCGACAGGAGUAGCAGCUCCAGCAGCGAUGACGAUGCGAAGAAGUCAACGAAGAGUAAAAAGAAGGACAAGUCGUCGAACAAGAAACGGAAAAAGUUGUCGAGCAGCAAGCGGCGCAAACGCCGCGACAGCUCGGAAGACUCGUCGUCAUCGUCCGAUGAAGACACAGUUCGCAGUGUCAUCUCAGGGAAGAAGAUCAAGCGGCAUAUCGAAAAGACCGACUUGGACAAGCACAACGAACGCAAUCGCGCCAACUUGCUACAGUUUUACAACAACAUGUACUAGUCGUCGCGAUCUUGCAACAAGUUCCUACAUUCCAAACGUCGGAAAC